This is a messenger RNA of Porites evermanni, 1011 nucleotides long. Lineage: Eukaryota; Metazoa; Cnidaria; Anthozoa; Scleractinia; Poritidae. The record is from the annotation of a GenBank genome assembly.
AUGAAUGGCUGUGAUGUACUAGGUCAAGAGGGAAGAAAAGCACUGGAUGCUUGUGUAAAGGUCAAGAUCUAUGGAAGACCACAAACGCAGCGCUAUGAUUAUAACUCAACAAUUAAGCGUUUGGAGGAAUGCUUCGCAGGAAAGUACCCUGAUGGGCUCCACGCAGUGGAUAGAAGUAAACGGCAGCCAUCUAACAAAGAGCAAGCAUUGAUGGACGAGAGCAUAAUCGAGAAAAUAUUUCUUCCUUCUUUAAGAGAUAACUAUGGAAUAAUUGACAUCUAUGAAUCCCUUGUUCGUCUUGAUAAUACUCCUUACGUUGAAAAGUAUCCUGCAGUCAAAGGGACUGAUUCUGAUAAACGGAAGAAUUCGAUUGACAAACGGCGCGAAGAUGUAGAAAGAGAAGUCAGGGAGGCAACUGCGAACCCGGAUGAACGGCACAGAUACUCGUGGCUUGUUGCACAGCGUCGGGUAAGGGAUUGCUUUGCUGGAAGUUUUGCGGGGGAUGCAUCAUUACUUGAGAGAAAGACGACGGCUGCCUUCGGGAACCCAAUUCCCAACCUUCUCGACCCAUAUGAGAGAAGAAAGAAAGAGAUGUCAACUCCUGACACUUAUAGUAUUAGUGACUUAUAUAAGGCUUUUAAAAAACAUGAUAGCGUAAGUGUUUCGAAAAAUAUUGAGAAAUUAAGUUGUCAAAGAUGUCAAGUGUCUGAAGAAGUGAAGAAACAAAGGGAUGAUGUUGACACUGAGUAUCAACAAGCUGUGACAGUGUCUUCUACAAGUACCUCUAUCCAAAUGCACCGUAAAUAUUCACGAGAAGAAGCAUUUCACCGAGUAGAAAGUUGUUAUUGCAGUUCUUGUGCUAAGCAUGUGGAUGCAUUUAGGAGGGUUUUUAACAAAACAAUAUCCAUGUGUCAUCAGAAGGCUUUUGACAUUUUUUUCAUUAAUUUUGCCGCUCACUUUGUUGCAUUGAUGCCAACCAUAUACUGUAUCAAAACUACGGAUACGAGCUAA